Grus americana (Whooping crane) is the source of this 5264-nucleotide messenger RNA. RefSeq names its product TIA1 cytotoxic granule associated RNA binding protein like 1 (gene TIAL1). Gene Ontology annotation, biological process: nuclear-transcribed mRNA catabolic process, nonsense-mediated decay; regulation of mRNA stability; cytoplasmic stress granule assembly. Lineage: Eukaryota; Metazoa; Chordata; Aves; Gruiformes; Gruidae. The transcript is spliced from 12 exons. Gene Ontology annotation, molecular function: mRNA binding; DNA binding. The coding region runs from base 229 to 1395 and encodes 388 amino acids. Gene Ontology annotation, cellular component: cytoplasmic stress granule. The record is from RefSeq and is a predicted model, not a curated record.
ACGCGGCUGCGCAGAGCACGGCUUCCUGAGUGUCUGGUGGCGGCGGCCAUUUUGUGGUGCUUCUUCCCUCUCCUGUUCGGGCUGCGGUGUCGGGACCUGGCGAGGGGGCGAGACGGAGCGGGGGGAGCCGGGGCCCUCACCCUCACCUUCCCUUCGCCUCCCUGCGCGGCGGAGCCCCCCUCCGGCGCUGCCCCCGGGUGCAGCUGAGAGCGGCGCUCGCCCACCAUUAUGGAAGACGACGGGCAGCCCAGGACCCUCUAUGUAGGAAACCUCUCCAGAGAUGUGACUGAAGUUCUUAUACUUCAGUUAUUCAGCCAGAUUGGACCAUGCAAAAGCUGUAAAAUGAUAACAGAGCAACCCGAUAGCAGAAGGGUCAACUCUUCUGUUGGAUUUUCUGUUUUGCAGCAUACAAGCAAUGACCCUUAUUGCUUUGUGGAAUUUUAUGAACACAGAGAUGCAGCUGCUGCAUUAGCUGCUAUGAAUGGGAGAAAAAUUUUGGGAAAGGAGGUCAAAGUAAACUGGGCAACAACACCAAGUAGCCAGAAAAAAGAUACAUCCAAUCACUUCCAUGUGUUCGUUGGGGAUUUAAGUCCAGAAAUAACAACAGAAGACAUCAAGUCAGCAUUUGCUCCUUUUGGUAAAAUAUCGGAUGCACGGGUAGUUAAAGAUAUGGCAACUGGAAAGUCAAAAGGCUAUGGUUUUGUAUCUUUUUAUAACAAACUGGAUGCAGAAAAUGCUAUUGUACACAUGGGAGGCCAGUGGUUGGGAGGCCGUCAGAUCAGAACUAACUGGGCAACACGGAAACCACCAGCCCCCAAAAGUACACAAGAAAAUAAUACAAAACAGUUGAGAUUUGAAGAUGUAGUAAAUCAGUCAAGUCCAAAAAAUUGUACUGUGUACUGUGGAGGAAUUGCCUCUGGGCUAACAGAUCAACUUAUGAGACAGACUUUUUCACCAUUUGGACAGAUUAUGGAAAUAAGGGUGUUUCCAGAAAAAGGUUACUCAUUUGUCAGAUUUUCAACCCAUGAAAGUGCAGCACAUGCUAUUGUUUCAGUUAAUGGAACCACAAUUGAAGGACAUGUUGUUAAAUGUUAUUGGGGUAAAGAAUCCCCUGAUAUGACUAAAAACUUCCAACAGGUGGAUUACAGUCAGUGGGGGCAGUGGAGCCAAGUAUAUGGAAAUCCACAACAGUACGGGCAAUAUAUGGCUAAUGGGUGGCAAGUACCAUCGUAUGGAAUGUAUGGCCAAGCAUGGAAUCAACAGGGUUUUGGAGUAGACCAAUCUCCAUCUGCCGCCUGGAUGGGUGGAUUUAGUGCUCAGCCUGCCCAGGGACAAGGUGCUCCUGUAAUACCUAACCAAGCUGGAUAUGGUAUGGCAAGCUACCAAACACAGUGAGCUGGGACUCUGUUUAAAAGUGUGUAUUUCAUGAUAGGCUGCAGUUUCCAGUGACAUUCUGAAGACUGGAAUGUAGACAAUGAAAAAAGAAAAUAUUUAUUUUAAAAAUGGAAAUGUUUGGAACCUUUAGCACAGCUUUGCUUUGGUGAAGGACACAAAUGUCUUCUAGUUCUGCCUUUUUAAGUUUUUGUUCAUGAUGGAUAUGAACAUGUUUUUCUUUGUGUACAAAAAUUAAAAAUAAAGUCAAUAAAGACAAUUCUGACUACAAAUUUUGAUAUAGUAGGAGAAAUGGCUAAUGAAUUUGAUCUUUAGGUUACCAUUCCAUUUUUUUGUUCUGUCUUCAGUGUUUUAUAUCACUGUGCUUUUUAAGAGAUAUGACGUUGAAAAACAGCAAGUUGCUUUUAGUUGAACACACAUCCUGAAAUAAACUGUGGACCAAUCAUUACAACCUGCUAGACAGUAUUGAUUUUUCAAGAAACUUACGGGCAUAGCUCAGAAAAUGUAUGUAGGUCUUGGAAUAAUUUUUUAAAAAAAUAUUUAAUUUUUCUACAUGCUUAAAGAAAAGUCCGAUACAAAAAAUAGUUCAGUCUAAAAUGAAAAACAGUACUGUCUGAGUAAUUUCACAUAACUUUGUCCACAUUCAGGCACACAUUAAAACUUUUCAGAGCUGGUUUGCUUAUUAAGACUGCAGUAAUUUGCAUUUAAUUUUGAGAAGUAAAAACGUUUUUGCAAGUAUGUUGUCUGUAUUCAAGUCAGACAGGCAUACUUGUGCUUUUACAUAAAGUUUGAAGGCUACACAUUGUAAAUAUUUCAUAAUUACAGUGUUUCAAAAGCAUGCUCAAACAUAGAAGUAGCAAUGUAAUUAUUCAAAGUAAUACUUAAUAUACUCUACUGCUUUAAAUGCAGUAGAUUGACAAGAAUGUGCAAGACUGACAUUUCCAAAGUUGGCUAUUAUGUAAAGUUACAUAAAGAACUAUAACAAAGAGCCUUAAUUUUAAUUUCAUAAAUCUUUAAUGCAUCACCUUUUUGUCAUUAAAAAUACGGAUUUUUUUGCUUUACAUUAUUUGGUAUGUAAAUACCUUGGUUAACAACCUUGUAAACCUAUUUCAAGGUUAUUAUAAGUUGUAUAGUAUCUUGAGUGUUUUGAAAAAUCUUGAUGUUUUUUAAGUCUAGAAAUAUUUUGCCCAAGAAUUUUUUAACAAGAUUGUUAAAAACAUCUUAUUUUAGAGAAUAUUCAAUGUGCCAUUUGGUAAAUGGAGAUGCAGUUGAAACAGUACACUGAGUUGUGACUUAUUUUUAAUUAAAGUUUUUGUCUUUAUGGGUGGUUUGCAUGUGAUGAACCUGUACAGAGGCUGGGUUGUUUGUGUACUGAGUGUGUAAAUGGAUAAAUCAUGAAGAUGUUUAAAUGGUAUACUUGGGUUAUUUCUGAAUUAUUUUAUGGAUACAUUGAUAUAAACUGCCUCAAUAAAUUUGAAGUUGAAAAUGAAUGUAAGUUAGAUAUAAGUACUGUGUCUUACCUGUGACAGCUAGGGGGUGCAAAUGUUUCAGCUGUAUACUGAAAUACACUGAGGCAGGCACAAUUAAAAAGUAAAUAGGAUUUGCAGUGAUAGUUCAGUGAAGCAAACUUGCAUUUUAAAAGAAACAGAAUGUUUGAUUUUCGAGAUGAUGGUUCCAAAUGAGUGUCUGAGAAGCUGCAUAUUUUAUUUUCUGUUUCUUACCAUGCAGGUGUUGCAAGUUAGAAUAGAUUUUGAAAUGGAAACUUGCAGUUUUGUUAAAACUAGCCAGGUUGUGCAAAUAACUACACUUAAUGCUGUAGCAAAUCACAUGAGGUUUUUUUUCCUCUUCUACUUGACAUGCUAAAUAGUACCUUGACUUUUAGAUCAGGUUGAAAGUGAGAUAUACUGGAAGAGCAAUUUAGUCAGUUGGCUCAACUGUACCCAGAGAUCCUUGUAACUCUGGGCAUCUAAUGCAUGCAAUAAUGACUGAAGUUAGUGUGGAACCGUAAGUGCUUGUGAUGACAGAAUUGGCCCUUUAUCUCUGUUUCUCCUUUAUGGUAUAUGUAGUGUUUUUCUGCUCAAGUUAGGAAUCUUGUCUACAGGACUCUUGUUUUUCUAUAAAUUUUGUAUAUAUGUGUAUAUCUACGCGAGGAUCGGCCUAUACAUUGUAGUUUGGAAAAAAAAUCACAAGUAAGUCUGCAUUUUUGUUACACUUCUCCGGUUUAAAAAAAAAUCACGAGUCAGUAGAUAUAUGAAUUACAAGUUACUUGAGGAUUUCUUAGACUUCACUUGAAAUCUGGGGUUUCUACAUAGUCAUGUGUCAGACACCUAGAAUUAUGUUCUGGAUGCAUGCUGGUAUGUAAGCAGUAUGUUCUUUAGGCGCUACUGAAGAUUUCGAUGAUGCAACUACAUUGCCACAUAAAUGCCCAUAUGAAUGGGUGUAAGAUUAAGGCAGUGAUCUUUCAGGUCUCAAUGCAUAGAUCACCUUAAAUCUGAUGAUUUAAUAUGCCUGCUGUAGAGCUGGGCCGUACCUGACCUGUAUUUCAGGAUGAAAGAUAGGAUAUACUUUCUCAUUUAAGUCUUUUUGUCAUUGAUUUUUAUACAGCUUUUCUUUAAGGGUGAUAUUUCUUCACAGACUACUCAAGGUAUGGGAGUCUCCAGUGUCCUUUAAUGUUUCUAUAGCACUGCGAGGAAGAGUUGUAAUUUGGAUUGCUUUCUACUCGGUAGCGUUCAUAAAUGCAUCACUGACAAUUUUUUGGCACCAAAGAGCCUCUUGCAUCAUACUGCUUUUAUGAGCGACUGUUACACUGUUGUAAUUUCUCUAACUACAGAAAUCAACCACUAUCUAACCCCUUCCCACUAGGAUUUGGAUUUCAGAAAGUAUUGAUUUAUCAUGGCUUAAGUUCAUGCGUGCAACCUGAAACAAGGUUGUAAUCUGCAUUUGCAGAAAAUGUUCAAUAAAAGUGAAACAUGAUAAAGGGCUUAUCCUGUUUUGUCUUCUGUCAAAACAUUGUCCAUCCUUGCUGUAAAACUGACAACAGGCAUACAAGGCUGAACUUGUAAACUAUGCACUUGCAAUCAUGUAAAAGAUGUUUUAUUUAAAAUUUUUUCAUACAAAAUCUUUUUGUAUUUUGCAGAGUUGCAGUAAAUCUAAGGUCACGUGUAGCUUUUCAUCAGUCCUGCCUCCUUGUGUAUAUUUGUGAACAGUUUUCAGACAUACUCUUCCUGCAGAACCUUCUUCCUUACGAAGAUAAUUUCAUGAGACAGCUAUUCACUGUAUCAGAACCAUUUCCUUCAUUUCACUCGCCAAAAAAGUCUCACAGUGAAUAAGGCUUAGUUUUGCAGAAAACCAGUGAUUUGUUUUUCUUGUGUUUGUACACAAGGAAGCAGACUUAAACUGUAUGGACAUGAUUAGUGUCUGAUACUUCUUAAUUAUCUGACUGUUUUUGAACAAGGGCACAAGUCUUUGUUUUAAUCACGUGGAACUGUUUCCUGGUCAGCAAUAAAAGAUUUUGUUGCACUGUUCUUACAUGGCAAGAUACAGGCAAUCUUUUAUUCAGUAUACUUAAAAAAAAAAAAGGAUGGUGUUUUUGAAGAACUGCCUUUUUUCAACUUGAAUCUUCAUACACAGAUACAGUUUGGGAUCUGGAUUGCUGCUGUAAUAGCAAAAGGAAGUUGUUCUUUUGAAACUGAGAGUUUAUUUGUUCUGAUCAUAGGUGAUGCCUACUCAACAUUGGUAGAUUUAAGGGGUUUGCUAUGUAAUAUUUCUGUUCAUAAAAAGGCAACUGCAAGGCAGUACUACUGGGAAGGUCUUUGUCGUGUUUCAUUUCAGCCAAUUUCAGUGAAUCAAAAAAAAUUAAAAAUAUAUUUGUG